GCUGAGGGGGAUGCCAAAGCAGCAGAUAAAGCUGAUGUAUUUGUUGUAAACUUUCCAGCAUUCAGGCUUUAUUUGUCCGAGUUUGAUACUCCCCUCUGUGGGUGGAGAAGCCGAGGGACUGGCUGACGUCACCCAAAGAGCAGGGAUAAAGUGCAGUGCUGGCAGCUGCGGGAUGAGUAAAACUUCCGAAGAGGUAAUACACAAGGUCAGCUGCCCUGUCCGGCAGGUGCUCUACUGACAGCACCCUUCCUCCUACAGCUCGGCUCCUCACACAGACCCAAGGAAAAAAGAACAGUAACCAAGAAAAAACUGUCCACAAUGCCACAAAACGUUAUUCUCCAAGGACCAGCACCUUGGGGAUUCAGGCUCUCCGGAGGAAUAGAUUUUAACCAACCCUUAAUCAUAACCAGGAUUACACCUGGAAGCAAGGCUUCAGCUGCCAACCUGUGCCCUGGUGAUGUUAUUGUAGCUAUUGAUGGUCUAAGCACAGAAAGCAUGACACAUAAUGAUGCCCAGGAGAGAAUUAAAGCAGCUGCACAUCAGCUUUGUUUGAAAAUAGAGAGGGCAGGAACUAAAUUAUGGUCUCCACAAGUUUCAGAGGAUGGCAAAGCACAUCCCUUCAAGAUAAAUCUGGAAGCAGAACCACAGGAUAUGAACUACUUUGAACACAAGCAUAAUAUUCGGCCCAAACCUUUCAUAGUCUCAGGCCGAAGCAGUGGAUGCAGCACUCCUUCGGGGAUUGACUGUGGCAGUGGACGCAGUACCCCCUCUUCAAUUAGCACGGUUAGCUCUAUCUGCCCUACCGAGCUGAAAGCAGUGUCUAAGAUGGCCCCUAACAUUCCCUUGGAAAUGGAGCUUCCCGGUGUCAAGAUUGUACAUGCUCAGUUUAACACACCUAUGCAGUUGUACUCAGAUGAAAAUAUCAUGGAAACACUGCAAGGCCAAGUUUCUACAGCUCUGGGGGAAACACCUGUAAUAAGUGACCCAUCUCCAAACUCAGUGCCUCAGUCCGACGUGUACAAGAUGCUGCAUGACAACCAGGAGGAGCCCAGUCAACCUCGCCAGUCUGGCUCCUUUAAGGUGCUCCAGAAUUUAGUCUCCGAGGAAGAUGGACGCCCCAUGGGUACAAGAAGUGUGAAAGCGCCUGUAACAAAGAUACCAACUGCCAUGCCUGGUGUCCAGAAAGUGCCACUGUGUGACAAGUGUGGGAGUGGGAUUCUAGGAACAGUGGUGAAGGCACGUGAUAAAUACCGGCACCCAGAAUGUUUUGUGUGCUCUGACUGCAAUCUCAACCUGAAACAAAAAGGCUACUUCUUUGUGGAGGGCCAACUAUACUGUGAAACUCAUGCACGAGCUCGCAUGAGGCCACCAGAGGGAUAUGAAGCAGUUACCGUUUACCCAAAAUGCUAGUCUUACGUUGACACACAAAUACAUGCAUGCACACAAAAAGCCAUUAACAGCUUAGAACUGCAAUACAAGUGUCAGGACUUCUGCCUGAUUCCAAAGUAGCAGCUUUUAAACCUUUUCUUGUGGGAUUCUGAGGAAGGUGGAAGUCCCUAUUAGCCAGCAGUAGCAUAUUAUACCAGUAAAAUUCUGCUAAAAUAUUAUCUUUGAAGUUGCCAUUAUAAGUCAAUGAAGUAUAAACUAAGACAGCUGUACUGGAAUAAAAAAAGUGAAACAGCUGAGAGAUUACACAAUUACUACAGCAUAUACAUAAAUGCUGUAAGCAAGACAUUAUUUUUAAUAUAAACUAAGUGUGCAAACACCAAAGCCAUCAAAGUGUUACAGGCUGGGCCCUAACAAAUGUAGAAACUUGACAGAUCAUUAGAAAAGCGGCUAUUUUACAUGCAUAGUAAAACAAGCAGUUGUUUAUGUAUGCUUCCACCAUCUAUUAUUCAACUACCAUUAAUGUAUGCCAAAAAUAGAUUUUGCUUACUUUGCUUUGAAUUUGAGGUUAUAUUGACUUAAUUUUCUGAUGCAGCAACUGUGAUAUGGAAUAAAUAUCAAGUCAUAAAAUAAAAUGGCUAGUAUAAUAAAGACUGUUUAGUAAGAAGCAAAA
Molecule: messenger RNA, 2059 nt
Organism: Grus americana (Whooping crane)
Lineage: Eukaryota; Metazoa; Chordata; Aves; Gruiformes; Gruidae
Gene: PDLIM3
Product: PDZ and LIM domain 3
Exons: 8
Coding region: 319-1410 (363 amino acids)
Biological process (GO): heart development; muscle structure development; actin cytoskeleton organization
Cellular component (GO): adherens junction; stress fiber; Z disc
Molecular function (GO): muscle alpha-actinin binding; actin binding
Source: RefSeq, a predicted model, not a curated record